AUGUUUAAGCCAUCUGCCGUACGACCGCUUUGCGCAUUCCGCCACGUCGCCCCCGUCGUCCGUCGGCAACCGUUUGCGCGCCAUGCUUCGACCGUAAACGUACAGCCUGUGCGCUUCAAGCGCCGCUUCUUCACGUGGAAGCGCCUACUUGCUGGAACCAUUUACACGGGCGCUGCCUUCACCUGGAUACACUUCGUCUUGGGACCUACAAUCGAGAUUGUGGACGAAGAGGAAGGAGAGGACGACGAGGAGGGCGAUUGGGAAGAAGAUGAAGAAUGGGAAGACGAUGCUCUGUUCAUUCCCCUAGGCUGGGCGAAGCCGGUACCGCGUAGAUUUUACAGGGGCUCUGAUCCAGAAUGGCAGGAGUUCAAGAAAGUGGCCGCCGACCAGAAGCGGCACGAGCAGAUACGCCAUAAGCUCGUAAGUCUAGUACGCAAUCACAUUGCACGCGAUCCGGCUGCGAAGCGUCUUGGCCAUGUGGACGUUACAAGGGGUCGGUAUUGGCUCGAUAUUGUCUUCCCAGACGGACCUCCUCAGGAAUAUGAACGUGCAGGAAUUGAGAUCGCCGACGACUACAUUGCCUGGACACGACGUCCUGUAGAUCAAAUCAACUACCAGAGGUUGAAACGUGCACUCUGGCCGGUAGCCGUCGCCUCUGGAGCACUGGCUAGCACCCAGUACCUCUUCCACGUACAGAUGAACAAGUUUCGAGAGUGGGUUGGCCUGCGCCCAAAGGUCAACCCCACCAUCGAUUUCCUAGAACGACAUCUGGCGGCCAUGCAGCGAGCGAAUCAAGAAGGUUCUAACCGCCCGCUCGCACCCCCGAACACCUCCGAGCGGACCGUGGCCAAUGCUGAUCCGAACGCGAAUGCGAACACAGCGGGCAAGACGGCGGCUGCGGAAAAGCACACCAAUCUUCCCGAGUUCGAGCCUGUUCCUCCCCAAUCAAUUGCUUUAACGAUCUUUUCUACGGUACUGCUGAAGAACUGGAAGCGCCCACAGCUCGAGCCUCCGCGUGGUACAAUCCUCGUGACGGGAUUGAUUGAGAUCCGUGGUGACAGGGCCAGGACGGUAUUGGACGUGACCGCUGCAUACGAUCCACUGAUUGAUAAAUACGUUGCUUUGAGAGUAGGCAGCAGGCUCAUACAAGAUAAGCAGCAGAGACCAAGGGGAGGCCGUUGA
Lasiodiplodia theobromae is the source of this 1182-nucleotide messenger RNA. RefSeq lists its product as uncharacterized. Lineage: Eukaryota; Fungi; Ascomycota; Dothideomycetes; Botryosphaeriales; Botryosphaeriaceae. The transcript is spliced from 4 exons. The coding region runs from base 1 to 1182 and encodes 393 amino acids. The record is from RefSeq and is a predicted model, not a curated record.